Messenger RNA from Cornus florida, 1537 nucleotides. RefSeq lists its product as uncharacterized. Gene Ontology annotation, biological process: CAAX-box protein processing. The transcript is spliced from 9 exons. The record is from RefSeq and is a predicted model, not a curated record. Bases 192 to 1322 code for a protein of 376 amino acids. Lineage: Eukaryota; Viridiplantae; Streptophyta; Magnoliopsida; Cornales; Cornaceae. Gene Ontology annotation, cellular component: membrane. Gene Ontology annotation, molecular function: metalloendopeptidase activity.
AAUCAUAUUGACUUCUUCCUUAACCCAAUAUCACAACAAAACUAACGGACCAAAUUCAUUCGUGUCCCUCCAAAAACAGAGCACACCACUCAUCAAAUCAGACCAUGCUCGUCGAAGAAGACGAGGACGACACACUCAGCCAAAACAAGCAAUUGCUUCUCAACCACCAUUAAACUCGACCGUACGAAAAAAUGGAGUUCCCGUUAAUCUCUCGAGCUUCUAACCCUCCAACGACGUCGUUUGCGUCCGGCUGUAGGGUGGGUCUCUGUGAAUUGCCGGCGCUGAGCGGGAAGAAGAAGAGGGGGUGUGUUGCCGGCGGAGUAAGGGUUUCGAAGAGGAGUGUGAGGGCGUCGGCGGAUAGGAGAAGUGAGGGGAUUGAUGGAAGAGGAGGGGAGAGAGAGAGUGGGGGAGGAGGGUACACGAGUUCGGCUAUGGAGGUGACCACAUUCAAUCAGAGCUUCGGCGAAACCGAGUUCCCAGUUUGGGAUAAGAUAGGAGCUGUUGUGAGACUUAGCUACGGAAUCGGCAUAUAUGGUGCGAUGGCUGUAGCAGGGAGGUUCAUAUGCUCAAUGACAGGAAUUGAUUGCGCGGGGGGAUUCGAACCAUCAUUAAAUGCAAUUGUACAAGGACUGGGAUAUGCAUCUCCACCAAUAAUGGCUCUUCUCUUCAUACUAGAUGAUGAAGUUGUGAAGCUAUCGCCUCAUGCUCGUGCCAUCAGAGAUGUAGAGGAUGAGGAGCUACGAAGCUUCUUUUAUGGAAUGUCACCAUGGCAGUUUAUCCUCAUCGUUGCUGCAAGCUCUGUUGGUGAGGAGCUUUUCUACCGUGCUGCUGUUCAGGGAGCACUGGCAGACAUAUUUCUACGGAGCAAUGGUUUGAUCACAGAUGCACAUGGAAUGGCAUCUCUGACUGGCGUUCUGCCUCCAUUUGUCCCAUUUGCUCAGGCAUUUGCAGCUGUGAUCACAGCCGCUCUUACAGGAUCCCUUUAUUACAUGGCUGCCUCUCCAAAAGAUCCUACUUAUGUCGUUGCGCCAGUUUUACAAUCUCACUCUGGUCGUCAAGACCUAAAAAAGCUUUUUGCAGCAUGGUACGAGAGGAGACAAAUGAAAAAGAUAUACUCUCCCCUGCUGGAAGGGCUUUUAGCCCUUUACCUCGGAUUCGAAUGGAUUCAGACGAAUAAUAUUCUUGCGCCCAUCAUUACACAUGGCAUAUAUUCUGCUGUUAUAUUGGGACAUGGUCUUUGGAAGAUUCAUGACCACCGGCGGAGACUACGCCAGAGAAUCCAGCAACUCAAACUAGAAGGAAAAAACUUGCAUAAAUUGUGAAGGAGCAAUGUAACAAGGAUGUAGCUUGAAGUGUAGGGAAAUUGUAUAUACUACAUAGCAGAGCAAGAUUAUUCAUAGCGGGUAAUUUUACUGUACAAUAUAUGUAUUAAUAGAGAAGUGUAUGGUAAACAAACAAUAAAUUUAUAAGCUAAAACGAAGAAUUUUAAGUUGUAUACACCAAUAAUGACAUGAAUUUGUAGAUUUUGACCUUUUUA